Psammomys obesus (fat sand rat) is the source of this 597-nucleotide messenger RNA. RefSeq names its product 60S ribosomal protein L27a-like. The transcript is spliced from 2 exons. NCBI's taxonomy places the organism in Eukaryota, Metazoa, Chordata, Mammalia, Rodentia, Muridae. The record is from RefSeq and is a predicted model, not a curated record. Gene Ontology annotation, molecular function: structural constituent of ribosome. Gene Ontology annotation, cellular component: cytosolic large ribosomal subunit. Bases 1 to 597 code for a protein of 198 amino acids.
AUGAGCUUAGAAAGAGAAAGCAAGUUGAGCGCUGUGUUCACCUCUCUGCUUCCUAGCCAUGGGUGGGAUGUGGCCAGCGUCCUCACACUUUUAUUCAUACCAAACUACAAAUUUACCUUCAUUUUUAAAACGGUUACUUACGCUCCCUCCUUCCUCUCUGGCACCACCGUGCCAUCCAGACUGACGAAGACCCGGAAACUCCGGAGCGGUGCGAGCCACGUGAGCCACAGUCACAGCUGCAUCAGUAAGCACCCAGGAGGACGCGGGAAUGGAGGCAUGCAUCACCACAGGACCAACUUCGACAAAUACCCUGGUUACUCUGGGAAAGUUGGUGUGAGGCAUUGCCACUUAAAGAGGAACCGGAGCUUUGCCGAACUGUUAACCUGGUGGACACUGGUCAGUGAGCAAACAUGGGCCAAUGCUGCACAAGAUAAUACUGGGGCUGCUCCCACCGUUGAUGUGCGACCAAGCUACCACAAAGCUCUGGGGAAGGGCAAGCUCCCUAAGCAGCUUGUCUUCGUGAAGGCCAAAUUCUUCAGCAGAAGGGCUGAAGAGAAGAUUAAGGGUGUUGGAGGUGCCUGUGUCCUGCUGGCUUGA